Messenger RNA from Dovyalis caffra, 1821 nucleotides. Lineage: Eukaryota; Viridiplantae; Streptophyta; Magnoliopsida; Malpighiales; Salicaceae. The record is from the annotation of a GenBank genome assembly.
AUGUCCUACUCUGACGACUCACGCGACUCGUCCCCGAGGAGGAGCUCCGGCAGGCGUCGAGAACGUAGUCGUAGCCGCAGCCAAGGCAGAACUAGUCGUCGGCAUCGGAGUUAUGAUGAUUCCAGCGAUAGUGAUCGCGAUCGAAAGAAGAAAAGCUCUUCGCGGAAGAUUACUGAGGAAGAAAUUGCAGAGUAUCUGGCUAAAAAGCUCAGAGAAAGAUUUGUGUGGCGAAAGAAAAUCGAACGUGACGUUGCCCAUGGUGUGCCACUUGACAUGUUUUCGGUUAAAGCUGAGAAAAAGAAGCAGAAAGAAAGGAUGGCAGAGAUUGAAAAGGUGAAAAAGAGAAGAGAGGAAAGGGCACUUGAAAAAGCGCAGCAUGAGGAAGAAAUGGCAAUCUUAGCCAGAGAACGUGCCAGGGCUGAGUUCCAAGACUGGGAGAAAAAAGAAGAGGAGUUUCAUUUCGACCAAAGCAAAGUCAGAUCAGAGAUUAGAUUGCGUGAAGGGCGAGUGAAACCUAUUGAUGUCCUUUCCAAACACCUCAAUGUCUCAGAUGAUUUGGAUAUAGAAAUAGAUGAACCAUACAUGGUUUUCAAGGGUUUGACUGUCAAAGAGAUGGAAGAGCUUCGUGAUGACAUCAAAAUGCAUCUGGAUAUGGAUAGAAAAACUCAGACACAUACUGAUUAUUGGGAGGCACUUUUGGUGGUUUGUAAUUGGGAGCUGGCUGAAGCUCGGAAAAAGGAUGCGCUGGAUCGGGCUAGGGUGCGUGGGGAGCAACCUCCUUCCGAGUUGCUUGCAGAAGAAAGAGGUCUGCAUUCCAGUAUUGAAGCAGAUGUCAGGAAUCUCUUGGAAGGGAAGACGUCUAAUGAGCUUGAAGCAUUAAGGUCUCAAAUUGAGUCACAAAUGAGCUCAGGCACAGCGAAAGUAGUUGAGUAUUGGGAGGCUGUUCUUAAACGACUUCAGAUAUACAAGGCAAAGGCUUGUUUGAAGGAAAUUCAUGCUAAGAUGUUACGCAAGCAUUUGCAACGCCUUGAGCCUCCAUUGAAGGGUGAUGAUAUGAUGGAAAAUGAUAAUAGUUUAAGGUUUAGCGAGGAGGAUAGCGAGCUUGUUGAUAUCCAAGAUGCUGAAACAUUCUCUCCAGAAUAUGUAUUGGAGGAGGAGACUCAUGAGGCAGAAGAGGCUGGAUCAUUUUCACCUGAAUUAUUGCAUGGUGAUGAAAAUGAAGAAGCAAUUGAUCCUGAAGAGGAUAGGGCUAUACUGGAAAGGAAACGAAUGGCUGUUGUAGAAGAACAACAAAGACGAAUUCAAGAGGCUAUGGUAUCAAAGCCACCUCCUUCAGAAGAUAACUUGGAGCUGAAGGCCAUGAAAGCAAUGGGAGUGAUGGAGGAAGGUGAUGCAGUAUUUGGCUCUGGUGCUGAAGUGAAUCUAGAUUCACAGGUAUAUUGGUGGCAUGACAAGUACCGACCGAGAAAGCCCAAGUACUUCAACCGUGUUCACACUGGAUAUGAGUGGAACAAAUACAAUCAGACUCACUAUGAUCAUGACAACCCACCUCCUAAGAUUGUGCAAGGAUACAAAUUCAAUAUCUUCUACCCAGAUCUUGUUGACAAGACAAAGGCUCCAACUUAUACCAUUGAGAAGGAUGGUGGCAACGGCGAGACUUGCAUUAUCAGGUUCCAUGCAGGGCCACCAUAUGAAGAUAUAGCAUUCAAGAUCGUAAACAAAGAAUGGGAAUAUUCUCAUAAGAAGGGAUUUAAGUGCACAUUCGAACGUGGAAUUUUGCAUGUUUACUUCAACUUCAAACGCUACCGCUACCGUCGAUGA